AGAAAAUAGUCCGAUAUUACAGUAUAAGUAGCCACCGAAUAAUAAAAACCACCAAGCAUGGAACUCUGCUCUACCUCCUUAACUGGGGAACAAAUCAAAAACAGAAUUUACAAUGGAAGGAUGCACUUGUUACGAAAAUGUAAUUCUAGGAUCAGGUCAAAUCAGCAGCUGCUUAUAGAAUGCCGGCGGUAUCCGUUCAUUAACCAAGUUCUAGAACUAUCUAAACUUGCUGUGCCAUUAACAGAUGAAGAAAAGACAGACGCAAUUGAUGCAAUUCUUGCGUCCGGCGUGUAUGAACGGGUCAAAGAGGAGGAGCAACCGCAAGCGACAAGCUUCAGUUAUAUUGACCAGUUGGUGAUUGAACUAUUGAAAUGGUUUAAGGAGGAGUUUUUUGUGUGGGUGAAUAAGCUUGGAUGUUCACAUUGUGGAAAUGAAGACCAGAAUCAGAUAAGACAUAUGGCCGGCUGUCGACCUUACAAAGAAGAGCAUUACAGAGGAAAAGCAUCGGUCAUCGAACGAUAUCAAUGCUUGAAGUGCCAGAAAAUUUACGAGUUCCCCAGAUACAACGACAUCAGAACACUAUUAUUGACUCGGAAAGGAAGAUGCGGUGAGUGGAACAAUUGCUUUAUAGCAAUCUUACGGUCACUCGACAUUGAUGUGCGGUAUAUCUGGAAUGCGGAAGACCACGUCUGGUGUGAGUACUACAGCGAGAAACAGAAACGCUGGAUCCAUUUGGACGCAUGCGAAAAUGCGUACGACCAACCAUUGCUAUAUAAUACUGGAUGGGGGAAGAAAAUGUCGUACGUGUUUGCUGUCAAAGAAAGUUACAUCGUCGAUGUUACGGACAGAUAUCUCGAUCCCAAAAAGCCUGAAGCAAAAUUGCCCAAAAAUAAGGCGCCUGAGCAAUAUCUUCAGGCCAUGCUAACAUUGUCAAAUUCAAUAAAACUAACCUCCGCUUCUAGAGAAAUUGCUCUAACGGACACAUCCCGGCUGAUAGGAGACUUUCGGAAUACUGCUGGUGGUUAUAAGGAGAUGGCAACUGACUCUACUACUAAAUCCAUGAAGCCCCGCCAGAGUGGCGGUGCGACCUGGACUAAGCAACGUGGCGAAGCAGGCAAGAAGUAGAAAGCGACGCGUCGACAUUUUUUCACAUUUGCCUCAUUUUCUAUUUUUCAUCUUUUUUUAUCUAUUUUUUUUUGCAUGUCUAAAUAAAAAUAAUUUUUCAAAUCAUGAUAAAAUUGAUCAGGC
Molecule: messenger RNA, 1248 nt
Organism: Pichia membranifaciens NRRL Y-2026
Lineage: Eukaryota; Fungi; Ascomycota; Pichiomycetes; Pichiales; Pichiaceae
Exons: 1
Coding region: 58-1125 (355 amino acids)
Biological process (GO): protein deglycosylation; protein quality control for misfolded or incompletely synthesized proteins; glycoprotein catabolic process
Cellular component (GO): cytosol; nucleus
Molecular function (GO): peptide-N4-(N-acetyl-beta-glucosaminyl)asparagine amidase activity
Source: RefSeq, a predicted model, not a curated record